AUGCGUGGUGUCGAUUUGAAGGGGGCAGUGGAUAUUAAGAGGCAGAAGCGAGACCACUGGCGUUGGCCGACGGAGCAAGGCGGCGGCUGGGGCACACUGGUGGACGAGGCGCUCCUAGUCUUCUUCUUCGCCGCCAUUGCAGGCACGUUUCCAGACAAGCUACUCACAGAAAAGGCGAGAUACAUAAACUGGCUACCGUACGGAAGGCUGUUGUCUGGCUUGACCCCCCCAGAGCGUUUCAUCGAGGCGCUCAAGCGACCCGACGGCGCCGCAAUCGGCUUCAAGGCGGGCGGGCUGCGCUCGCAGACUGAUGUGCAGCCGCACGUGGAGCGCUGCGCGCGCAUCCUGGCCUCGGCCGACGUCUUGCACGAAGCGUGCUGUCUGCCUCCCGUGGACUGGGCGGCGCGCAUCAGCAGCGCCGUGCUGUACUUUGUUAGCUUCGAGGCGUGGAACAGGGCGCGCGAGGCGCAGAGGUAUCUGCACUGUCCUCUGAAUACCACGAAAGAUGGUCGAUGCUUGGCCUACGGUCUCGAGGGAGACGGGGUGAAGGAUGAAGAAGCGUUGGCGGCAGAAGAGGAAACUAAGACACUCGUCGGGGCUAGGCUAGUGCGGCCGCGCGAUCCGUUGCGGCUACAUGAGCCUUGUGUUGAUCCAGCGGAUAGUGACGAGGACGGGGGCGAGGAGGUACAGAGCAAGCUGCGAGAGUUGGAGCGCGCAGAAGCCGCGUAUGGCGUAAAGAGAAGCACGAAAUACUAA
Molecule: messenger RNA, 756 nt
Organism: Akanthomyces muscarius
Lineage: Eukaryota; Fungi; Ascomycota; Sordariomycetes; Hypocreales; Cordycipitaceae
Exons: 1
Coding region: 1-756 (251 amino acids)
Source: RefSeq, a predicted model, not a curated record